AUGGGAAACUCAGCCAGCGUCGCCGGACGUGCAUGCUUCGUGGCCGCCGUGGGACACGACCCCAAUCUCGUCACCUUUCGAGGAGACCUGCUCUAUGAAUUCCGCAUCCAGCCAUCCUACAACCUUGCCAUCCCAGUCCAUCCCACCGUGGUCACCUACCCCAAGACUACCGCCCAGGUAGCCGAGAUCGUGAGCUGUGCCGCCGCCCAGAAUUACAAGAUGCAGGCCUACAGUGGAGGCCACAGCUACGGGAACUACGGUCUCGGUGGAGAAGAUGGACAUGUCGUCGUGGACCUGAAGAACUUCCAGGAUUUCACCAUGGACCCCGAUACUCACGUUGCCACGAUUGGAGCCGGUACAAGCCUGGGCGAUCUCCAAGAUCGUCUUUGGCAUGCUGGUGGUCGGGCUAUGGCACAUGGAUCUUGUCCUCAGGUCGGUGUUGGUGGUCAUUUCACCAUUGGCGGUCUUGGUAUGAUGUCUCGACAGUGGGGAAUGUCGUUGGAUCAUGUUGUCGAGGCUCAAGUUGUGCUGGCGAAUUCCAGUGUGGUUACUGCGUCCGAUACACAGAAUCAGGACAUAUUCUGGGCUAUCAAAGGUGCCGCAGCUAGCUUUGGUAUCGUUACCAAGUUCAAAGUCCGCACUCACGGUGUACCCAAGGCUGCUAUUCAAUACCAGUAUACUUUCAGUCAGGGAGAUGUUCUCGACAAGGUGAAGCUUUUCAUGGCCUGGCAGAACAUUGUGGCCAAGCCGAAUCUCACUCGGAACUUUUCCACCGAGCUCACAAUCUUUCAGGAUGGUAUCAUGAUUAUGGGCAGCUUCUUUGGGACCAGGGACGAAUUCCACAAGUUUGAGCUGGAAAAUGAUCUGCCUCUUCAAGGUCUGGGAAACGUGGCAUACAUCACCAACUGGCUGUCUUUGGUCGCUCACACAGCUGAGGACUAUUUGCUUCGUCUCACGGGUAAUGUACUCACGUCUUUCUACGCCAAAUCAUUGUCUUUCACGGCCGACGAGCUGUUCAAUGAACAAGGCCUGGUUACUCUAUUCACCUACUUAGAUGCAGCACCCAAGGGUACCCCUACUUGGUGGGUGAUCUUUGACCUGGAAGGCGGAGCAACCAAUGAUGUUCCCGUGAAUGCAACCUCAUACGCCCAUCGCGAUGCUAUCAUGUGGAUGCAAUCUUAUGCAGUCGCCGGCUUUGAGCCCCCAGGCUUCAUCAUCAAACGGUUCCUCAAUCGCUUGCAUGGAGUAGUCAUUGGGAAUCGCGCACCUGGUGCUGUGCGUUCUUACCCAGGAUAUGUUGAUCCUUAUCUCAGGAAUGCUCAGGAGACCUAUUGGGGACCCAAUCUCGCUCGUCUCCAGGAUAUCAAGACCGCUGUCGAUCCAGAUGAUGUCUUCCAUAACCCACAAAGUGUGAAGGUGAAUUCUCUAAGCCCUCCCGAUCCUGGAUCUCAUGACGUUUAG
Molecule: messenger RNA, 1461 nt
Organism: Penicillium antarcticum
Lineage: Eukaryota; Fungi; Ascomycota; Eurotiomycetes; Eurotiales; Aspergillaceae
Product: FAD-binding oxidoreductase
Exons: 2
Coding region: 1-1461 (486 amino acids)
Molecular function (GO): oxidoreductase activity; FAD binding
Source: RefSeq, a predicted model, not a curated record